Ostrea edulis (European flat oyster) is the source of this 1787-nucleotide messenger RNA. RefSeq names its product testis-specific serine/threonine-protein kinase 1-like. The coding region runs from base 809 to 1621 and encodes 270 amino acids. The record is from RefSeq and is a predicted model, not a curated record. Gene Ontology annotation, molecular function: ATP binding; protein kinase activity. The transcript is spliced from 3 exons. Gene Ontology annotation, biological process: protein phosphorylation. NCBI's taxonomy places the organism in Eukaryota, Metazoa, Mollusca, Bivalvia, Ostreida, Ostreidae.
CGUCAUCAAAUGUGAGAUGAAAUGAUUGAUUUAUGCAUACUGACUUAUGAACCAUGCGUAUAGUAGAGAAAUGUGAAAACAGAAUCUUUCAUAUUUCUUGAAAAUCCUAGGGCCGAAUGUGGUCCUUAUUAUCCCUACUUCUUUAAUAUUCUUUCCACUGAUCAAUAUAUACAUUCUACUUGACACGUGUAGAUAAAAUAAUGUUAUAACUUGGGUGUGAGCUCUUGAAUGUAUCUGUAGUGAAUUGUCUUUCUUGUUACUACCACAACAGAAAAACCUGACCUGUGUGUACUUUACAAAGUACGAGGCAGAUGGCUAUUCAAUUAAGGCUUCUCAUAUACUGCGCCAUUCAGAAACCAUCAAAUGGGAAUAAAACAUCCCGCUUACAGGAGAGUAGCAGGUUUAUGAUUGUGAGGAAACACCAAAACCAGACAUUCUCUUUCUCAGCUGUGCUCUCAUCAUACGAAAACAUAAUAAAGUCAAGGUGAAAACAACAGAUUUUAAAGAAAUUAAAGCUCAAAUAAUCAGCACCCGUAAGAUGCGCUGUGUACGAUUAAACGUCACCGACGUUAUCUCCCGUGAUUGACAGCCGAUAGCGCUAAUCAUCAUCGUGAAUAGACCUCAAUCGAGUGAAGUUGAAAGAGAGUGUUGUCUGCGGUUUGUUUGUCUAAGAUCGGAAAUCUUGAAGCAUUACCACGUGGAUAUAGCACUAUGGAGCAGGUCCAAAGUCACGCCCCUUCACUAUAACACUAUCACAGCAACUGCUCAGUGCAGGUUGCUCUCUGUAUUCCAGUAGUAACGUAAAGGAAUGAUGGAGGAAAACGCUUAUGUACUUCUGCACAAAAUUGACGAGGGUGCAUUUGGAGAAAUUUUCUGUGUUCGGGGUCGUAAAGACAAACAAUUGCUAGCAAUGAAACAAAUUCUGUACCGCGGAGAUAUUUCUAGUGAUCCUUACAUAAUGCAUGAGCUUAGAAAUCUGUCAAAUUUAAAGCACAAAAAUAUUAUUAUGUUAAUGGACGUUAUCAUAACAGAUAAAUCUGUAAACUUGGUUAUGGAAUUGGCUGAAAAUGGAAACUUGGAAGAAGCAGUCCAGGGAAACAAAGUUGCCAGCGACCAGUUCUCUCACAUCUUUCAUCAAAUAUUGUCAGCUGUUCACUUCUGUCAUUUAAAUAAGGUUGCACAUCGGGACUUAACGCCAUGUAACAUUCUACUCACAAGUCAGACGAGUGUUCGAUUGGCAGAUUUUGGUCUGUCCGUUCCUUGUCGUGAUUCCGAGGGCAAAGUGAUUCUGUGUGACGACUACCUCGGACAUCUACAUUAUUCAGCCCCGGAAGUGUUGAAAAAGACCCCAUACGACCCUCUGUUGUCAGACAUGUGGAGUCUCGGAGUGGUUCUAUACUUUAUGAUUCAUUCAAGCGUCCCUUUUGUCGGCGAGGAAGAAGACAUUAUUUCUCAACAAACGGACAUUAAGAUGGUCACGGAUAAAAUCAACAGAAAAAAAGAAUCUAAAGAUACAUACUUUGGAAUGCUUCAAGUUGUCAUGAAAAAUGUACUGCGGGUAGCUCCAGCGAAGCGUCGUGUUACGGGUGACUUGUUACAGCUUAUGAAUAAUGAAACAUAAAAAGGCAACUUAAGGGGGGAAAAAAAGCAUCUGCAACAUUCCUAGUCAAUGUUAUAAGAGUUUUGUUUUGUUUGAACUGAACGCAUACACCGUGGAUGCGUUUUGUGUUUUUGUUAAAUUGUCUUUGUUGGAGAAGUAUUUCAUGAAUAAAUACACAGAAUCUAUC